AUGUUCAAAGCACCAUACCCACCUUAUGAUCCAACUGAUACAUCUGGAUAUGAAACAGUAGUGAAGAGGUGGCCCAUCAUCUUGACAAACAUCAUCGAUCAUGUGCAUCGUCUUCUCCAUGACAUGACUUUAGAAGCCCAACAAGCCCACAAUUCGGAUGCUUCUAAGGUAGAAGAGCUAUCUAAGAAGGUAACCGAGGGGCAAGAAAUUAUCUCGGAAAUAAGCCGUUUGAAGUAUCGCAUGGCAAGGGACCACGAACUCGAAGAAAUUCCUCAGGAUGGGGACAUUCUAGUCGCUGAAUAUAAUGCCGACCUCGAGAGUCUGAAACAGACGUCCCAGAACACUUGGUUCAAGGCACCGUGGUUAUAUGCAGAAUACCGUCUGAUCCGCACGUAUUUUAACCAGAAGACAUACUGGCGCGGAUUUGACCCGUUUUCUACUCCAAAAGAGGAGAUGUUCAAAAGUAGCGGAACAGCUAUCUACCAGAUCGCAACCACGAUGCACGAAUUGGAAAGUGAGAAGGCCAAACUUCAAGGAGAACCUGAUAAGCUUGAAGUGCUAUUCAAGGAGAUGAUUCAGAUGUGCCUUUGGUUAGAUCUUUCUCUCUUGACGCACCUCUCGCAGUCGGACAUAGAACAUUUGCAGACGGUCGGUAAAGAGGCUCAGGAGGCGAGGACAGAAUUCAUUCUCAAGGACGAUCAAGCUGCUGUUUGGAGUUACAUCAAGACUCUGGCCAAUCAAGGAAAGCGUUUAGACUUUGUACUAGACAACGUACAGCUAUUUACUGAUUUCGUGUUUGCGGACUUUUUGGUCACUUACACUCCAUACUUCUCUCAAGUUGUGUUUCACCCCAAACUAUUUCCGUGGUUUGUUUCUGAUGUCACCCCUACUGACUUUGCGAAGACUAUUUCGUCUCUCCUUUCUACCACAUUCUUUCCACAACACUCCACGACCAGUCCAGAUUCUGUUGCCCACUUACAACAAAUGGUCACUCGAUGGCAAAAUUACAUAGACAGGGGCAUCUUCACGCUUGCCACAGACAUCAGUAAUGGGCAGAAGAUGACGGAAUUUUGGAAUGGCCCGUGGCCUUACUGGAACAUGAACGAACUAGCACCGGAGUUGGGGCAGUGGUUGAGUGGUUCCGGGUUGGUCAUUUUCAAGGGGGACCUCAAACUUGCAGGUGAUGUCAAGUGGCCUGUAUCCACUCCAUUUUCAACUGCGAUCGGCCCCCUGGCAGGAUCGUUUCCACUUCUCAGCCUUCGUACGAAUAAGGCUGACGUAGCCGUGGGUAUAGAUGAGAAAGUAGCAGAGGAUCUUGACAACAGAGAUGAAAAGUGGAGAGUAAGCGGGAAGUGA
This is a messenger RNA of Suillus paluster, 1356 nucleotides long. RefSeq lists its product as uncharacterized. Gene Ontology annotation, cellular component: nucleus; cytoplasm. The coding region runs from base 1 to 1356 and encodes 451 amino acids. The transcript has 11 exons. Gene Ontology annotation, biological process: DNA damage response. Gene Ontology annotation, molecular function: phosphatase activity. Lineage: Eukaryota; Fungi; Basidiomycota; Agaricomycetes; Boletales; Suillaceae. The record is from RefSeq and is a predicted model, not a curated record.